ACAGGAGUGUGCACAACCAAUUCAAAGCACAUUAAGCAAGAAAUAAAAGGGCAUUUUUUCAAUUAUGUUGAAACUUUUACUAUUCGCCGCAAUAAUAGCAUUCUUCAAUUAUCCAUCAAAAACUUUAGCUCACGAACAUGUCCAUGGUGUACAACCAUUAUCGAAGAUUGAUAUUCUGAGUACAACUCUAGCUCUUCACAAAAAGGCUUCUAUUAAAGUUUCUCCUGCUUUGCUUGGUUUGAAGAAUGAGGAUACUGAAUGGGUUACAGUGGAGCUCCAAUCUCCCCAUCCGUCUCCAGAUGACUGGAUUGGAAUAUUUUCCCCAGCAAAUUUCAAUGCGUCUGCAACUUGUGAAGAAGUUGGAAACACAAGAGUUCAACAACCAUUUAUUUGCACUGCACCCAUUAAGUACCAGUAUGCAAAUUACUCCAAUUCGGAUUAUACAAAAACUGGAAGAUCCACAUUGAAGUUUCAACUUAUCAAUCAACGAGCUGAUUUCUCCUUUGCACUAUUUUCUGGUGGAUUAUCUUCUCCAAAGCUAGUUGCACUUUCAAACACCAUAUCAUUUGCAAAUCCUAAAGCACCAGUCUAUCCACGUCUUGCUCUUGGGGAGACAUGGGAUGUGAUGACAGUAACAUGGACAAGCGGCUACGAUAUAGAUGAAGCAGUCCCUUUUGUUGAGUGGGGUCUUCCUGGUGCUGCUACCAUGCGAUCACCUGCAGGAACAUUGACAUUUACUCGCAACCAAAUGUGUGCUGCACCUGCACGGACUGUUGGUUGGCGUGAUCCUGGAUUUAUACACACUAGCUUCUUAAAGGAUUUGUGGCCCAAUACCGUAUAUUCAUAUAGGAUGGGUCAUAUAUUAUCAAACGGUUCAUAUAUUUGGAGCAAGAUGUAUAAAUUUAAGUCAGCUCCAUUUCCAGGACAAAGCUCCUUACAACGUGUUGUUAUUUUUGGUGACAUGGGCAAGGCAGAACGUGAUGGAUCAAAUGAAUAUGCAGAUUACCAACCAGGAUCAUUAAACACCACAGAUCAGCUCGCUAAUGAUAUCGAUAACAUUGAUGCCAUCUUCUUGAUCGGAGACAUGCCAUAUGCCAAUGGAUACAUUUCACAGUGGGACCAAUACACCGCGCAAGUAGAGCCACUAGCAUCAGCUGUGCCCUUCAUGGUCGCAAGCGGUAAUCAUGAGCGUGAUUCACCAAAUUCUGGAUCAUUCUACGACACUGAUGACUCAGGAGGUGAAUGCGGUGUCCCUGCGGAGACAAUAUUUUACGUUCCUGCAAAAAACAGAGCUAAGUUUUGGUACUCUGCAGACUAUGGAAUGUUCCAUUUUUGCAUAGCAGACACAGAACAUGAUUGGAGGGCAGGAACUGAACAAUACAAAUUCCUCGAGGAAUGCCUUGCAUCGGCAAAUAGGCACAAACAACCUUGGCUAAUUUUUGCAGGUCAUAGACCACUAGGCUACUCCUCUAAUUCAUGGUUUGGCCUAGAAGGGUCUUUUGAAGAGCCAAUGGGAAGGGAUGACCUUCAAAAGUUGUGGCAAAAGUACAAAGUUGAUAUUGCAUUUUGGGGUCAUGUUCAUAAUUAUGAAAGAGUGUGCCCUAUAUACCAGAAUCAAUGUGUGAACAAGGAGAAAUCUCACUACUCAGGAGUUGUAAACGGCACAAUCCAUGUAGUUGCAGGAGGGGGAGGAAGUCAUUUGUCACAAUUUAGUACAUUAAAGACAGUUUGGAGUAUUUAUCAAGACUAUGAUUUUGGUUUCACCAAGCUCACAGCAUAUAACCAUUCUUCUUUGUUAUUUGAAUACAAGAAGAGCAGUGAUGGAAAGGUCUAUGAUUCUUUUACCAUCUCUAGAGAUUACAAAGAUGUGUUGGCUUGUGUUCACGAUGGUUGUGAAGCCACCACUUGGGCAACUUAACAGAAAGGACCUUACCUUAAUAAAAUGGCAAACAAUAAGUUUGUUAGUAGUUCUUGUUGGAAGGAGGAAUAAUUGUGGACUUAAUGUACAAGUGGCAUUAGAAGGAAAGAACUCUAGGUCUUUUCUUUAUUUAUUAUUUAAAAGAACUCUAGAUCUUUAACAACGAUUGAAUUGUAAUUGUUAUUCAUUGUUUGGAACUCUUUCAUUGAA
Beta vulgaris subsp. vulgaris (sugar beet) is the source of this 2128-nucleotide messenger RNA. RefSeq names its product probable inactive purple acid phosphatase 27. The transcript has 12 exons. The record is from RefSeq and is a predicted model, not a curated record. Gene Ontology annotation, molecular function: acid phosphatase activity; metal ion binding. NCBI's taxonomy places the organism in Eukaryota, Viridiplantae, Streptophyta, Magnoliopsida, Caryophyllales, Amaranthaceae. Bases 65 to 1918 code for a protein of 617 amino acids.